UCAACAACUCGAGAAGAAGCAGAAAAAAAGGCAAAAAAAGAAGAAAUAAUAAAUAAAAAUACAUGAAAAAAAUUAUCAAUUGUAGUGAAAAAUUUUGUACAUUUCGUUACUUUUGGAACGUCACUCGUGAGAUAAUUCGAAAAGUCUUGCCGUGCUAAUGUGAGACUUGCGUAUUUUAUCCAGCAAAGUUAGCCAUUUUACAAUUUUUACACACCAAAAAAAAAAUCCAUCGAGUUUUAAAGUUAUACGACUUCUACACACUGACUCGGUCACAAACUCCACGAAUGUAGCAUAGACCAAACACACACACUUCGCUCCAUUCAUUGCUGCGAGUGAAAUCGAAUUAUUAUUAUUAUUAUGAAAAAAAUGUUUUUAAAGUUUUAAUCAACCGAAGAAGUGCAGUUUUCCAUACCUACAUACAAAAAAAUAAAAUCGUCUUCAGCACAAAAAAUCCAGACAGCAUAAUUUUUGCAUCAUCAUCCGAAAAAAUAAUCAAAAAUAUUUUAAAUAAAAAAUAAUGAUGGAACAAAGUUUUUAAAAUAAAAUACAAAAUCAAAAAGUGAAUGAAAGUCGGGCAAAAACGACAAAAGUGAUAAAAAAAUUAAAUUAAGAGAAAAGUUUUAGCAAUGACUACUACUGCCAGUGCCAGUGAUGGUGAAGUUAGUAAUCAACAUGUGUUGUGUCAUAAUAACUAUUAUUUAGAUGAUCUAAAUCUUCGUCCGUUGUUGUUGUUGUUGUCAUUCGUUGUUGACGACGAUGAAACAUAAAUAGUAAAAAUAACUUUUUUUUUUGCACACACACACAACACACCGCACACCAUAGAGCGCCAUACCGCCGAGAAACAUGUGUACCAGAUGAUAUAUCAAUUUGAAAUGCUGAAAUGAUAAACGAUAAAAAACUAAAUUCAACAAAAAUAUUUAGAUUUCGUUCUGUGUGCGUGUUGUGAUGGACGUUCAACGUUGGUAGUAGUGUGCAAAUUUCUUGCAAACAAAAAAAAAAUUAUUUAAACACAAAAAAAAAUAUCAUAAAUUAUCAAAAAAAAAAACUGUAGCUGGCAAAUCGAUCACAAAAAAUCAAUCACAGUGGCAGCCGUAAGACAACAACCGCAGCACCAGCAAUCCAAAUUGCCAAAAGGUGCCAUCACCACAACGUCAACGGGUGAAGGCAAUUUAGCGGAUUGUGACAUUGUCGCGAUUCAACCGGUGAAGCAGCAUCAGCAGGACGUGGUUGUUCGUGUCAACACGAGCAAGACGACGCCACAAGGACUAACAUCGACGACAACGACGACGACGACGAAGAAGAAGAAGAACAGCAGCAACAACUCGAACAACAACAGCCAGAACAGCCACAGCAAUCGUUCGUCCGUGGACCAGCAUCGUGCGGCGGCGAUGCAAAGAUGUGGAUUAUGUUCAAUUUUGUCAAAUUUACUGCGACGUGCCAUGUGCAUUGGCAGCAGACGUGGCAGUGGUGAAUCCUACUAUCAAGAAUUGGCUGAAGCAAAUGUAAGUCACUCAAAUCAUUCACGGAUGUACCUGACAAUAGUCUAUAAAAGGGUUUCGUAUGUUCCAGAGGUACCAGCAAUGGACAAUAAUGAUAGUUCACUAUAUAUUCGUCUAAUACCAAACCCCGACGUAUCGCCAUCAUCUGAUCAAACGGCACCAACGCAAUUCCAGCUGGAGCAUCGUCGACUCUCGGAUACCGAUAGACCGUUACUGGAAGCACUCAUGCGACAAGAUGCGCAACGACGACACGCGUGCACGGGACGCUUCCUUACGAUGCACAAGCGCCGAAGAAAAAAGUUGUCAACACGUAACUUAGCGAUAGAUCAGGCGAUUUUGGAUGACAUUUUGCACGGACAAGUGCAAUGCAUCCUGGAUCGCGUUGGAAAUUGGCGUUUUAAUGCCUUUACUUUAGAAACGGUAACGGGAGGACGAUCACUGCCAGUGUUAUGUGUUCACUUGUUCCAUUGGUAUGGCCUUUUGGACCAUUUUAACCUAGACGUAGUUAGAGUAUGGAAGCUAUUUAGUCUCAUCGAGGAGGGUUACCACAGCACGAAUCCAUAUCACAAUUCGAUACACGCAACCGACGUAACACAAGCAAUGCACUGUUUCCUGCAGGAAAAACGAAUUCUCACGCAUUUGGAGCCGCUGGAGAUUAUGGCGGCGCUACUUGGUGCCGUAACGCACGACUUGGAUCAUCCCGGGGUCAAUCAGCCAUUUUUGAUCGCGACAUCAAAUCACCUCGCGGCCCUUUACAAAAACGCUUCCGUACUGGAAAACCAUCAUUGGCGCUCCGCCAUCGGAUGUUUGCUCGAAAGUGGUGUCGCCGAACAAAUCCAAGACAUUCGCCCGGAGCUCGAGGAGCAAAUCCAAAGUUUGAUCCUUGCCACGGACAUUACGCGUCAACAAGAAUUUUUGGCAAAAUUCAAGCGUUACAUCGACCCAGCGAACACGGAAGACGCUCUUGACAUGACGCGACACGAGCAUCGCCUCUUUAUUCUUCAAAUCUCGCUGAAAUGCGCUGAUAUUUGUAACCCGUGCAGGCCAUGGGACAUCAGCAAAAAAUGGAGUCAAAAAGUAUGCGAAGAAUUUUUCCGUCAAGGCGAUUUCGAGCGUCAAUUGAAUUUACCGGUGACUUCAUUGUGCGAUCGUCAAUCGACAUCGGUGCCGAAAAUCCAAUGUGGAUUCUUCAAAUUUGUCGUGACGCCGUUGAUGGAUGAGUGGCAUCGCUUCUUGAAGACUGACCUCUCGUACAAGAUGAUGCGACACCUGAAAUACAACCAGAAUCAGUGGGAAUGUCGAUUGCAGGCUGAAAUUGCGGAAGAGACAAGAACCGAAAUUUCCGAUGCCGAAAUGUUCGACGAUGUUGACGAAGCGGAAAUUGACGAACCGUGUCUCGACAUCUCGGAUAGCUCGGAAACGCUUUUGCCGCAAAUUGUGUUGCCGCCGUACGUGGUGCGACGUAGUUCGUUGCAAGUUCCGGGCGGAUUCGCAUCUCGUAACUUGGCGAAAGAUCGAAGGAUGUCGGUGCCGUUGCAUAACGUACCGAAAAUAAUUUUACCACCGAAGGACAAUAGCCCUCCGCACGCAAUACAGGAAUACGAGGAACAUGAUCAUAUCAAAUUCGACCAAGACUCGUUAUCGAUUUUAUCGUCGGACAGCGAUAGUGGCCCACGGCGCUCGUCAGCUGGCAGUACGGAGAAGGAACGCCCUCUGAGUGCGGAAAAUUUGCUGCCUGAUUGUUCGAUCGCUUCAAUGUCGGAUAGCGCGCAUGCCGAUCGCCUCAAUUUGGUGCUUCACGGUGCCUCGAGCGCCAAUACGUGCAAUACCUUGGGCAUCAUGACGACAUCGAAGCACUUGGUGCGCCAACAAACGUUCCCGCCGUUGCAGCCCUACGUGCGAACGCGUUACAUGUCAUCGACCGCCGAGCUGGGCGCCUGCCCCGAAGCUCUUGUCGAAAGUCGCAGCACAAGUUCGUCCUCCGGAUCGCAUAUUGACGUCGAUUUUAGUCGAAACCCAGCUGCUGUUGUCGCCACGAAGAAGGAAAGUGUCAAACGAAAACAAUCUGACGUCACUUCCGCAGAUCGGAGCAGCAAACUUGCCAAUUUGUGCGCCGCACUGCCACAAAAAGAGAAUCUCGAUCCGACAAAAAUGCGGAAAAAUUCUUCAAGACGAAGAGGAUCCGCUCCCGUAACUGUCGCUUUACCACCCAUGUCGGCGGGAAAAUCUUCCGAUAUCGAGCCAAUGGGGUUGUUUGUCAAAACUGACGACAAAUUGCGUCGUGGAUCGAUGCCAGCUGAGGUGAUUUCCAUGAACGCCACAGAAUUCCUCGAACCAUCGACCCCGAACACCGCGACAACAACCACUUCCGUUAGCAGCGAAUAUCCGCAUUACGCCAACAUCCAAAGACGCAGUUCGGUGCCCGUAGAUCCCGCCAGUUUGCGUUCCAGCAACGGGAAACGACGGAAUAAGAGUAAAAUUUUGCGUCGUCGAUCAUCGGGAGGGCCUGAACAAAUUUUGCUCGAAGGUGCCAGUACGAGCGGCAGUACGUGGUUGCGCAUUAAAAGGGCAGCUGGCGAACAAACGACACGAAAUGAGAAUCCGCUGUCGAAGAGACGGGGCUCGUUACCAGCUGACGUGCUCACAAUCGGAUAUUCAAGUACUUUACGACAUUAAAUGACGACUACGACGACGAUUUUUUUGUAUUUUGAUUUUUGCGACGCGAUUUUAAUGCGCCAGACAAACGAUUCUCUCAUUCUCUUCUUGCAGAGAUCGGAUGCGGAUAAUUUUUUGAACAAGAAAAAAAAACAAUGAUGACCAAAGAUUAUUUUUUACGUAGAAUUAUGAUUAUAAUUAUUAGCAUGAAAUCUAGUUGAUAUAAUUUUAAUUAUUUUUUUUUUUGUUGAAAAUUUUUAUGUUCUUCCAUUUUAAUCUUCCUAAAAAAAUUAUGGAAACUCCUGGUCUAUUCUAAAUAUUUU
Molecule: messenger RNA, 4477 nt
Organism: Culicoides brevitarsis
Lineage: Eukaryota; Metazoa; Arthropoda; Insecta; Diptera; Ceratopogonidae
Exons: 8
Coding region: 1389-4175 (928 amino acids)
Molecular function (GO): 3',5'-cyclic-AMP phosphodiesterase activity
Source: RefSeq, a predicted model, not a curated record